AUGGAAUCUCUUGGCUCAUGCCACUUACGCAUCUCACGUAAUUCAGGUCGGCCCUGUCGACGCAAAGCCAGAUCACCAUCACUCUUUUUGGAAUUACCGGUCGAUAUUGUCCUUUACCUCUACCUGGAACACCUAGCCCGAGCUUUCCUGCUUCUUCUUGAAAAGGAUCUUGGGCAUCAUCAGUACUAUUGCCACACCUGCUCCGUUCUAGAUCGCUUUCCGAAUGACUGCCGUCGUAACUGUACGUAUUUCUGGGGAAGUUGCUUCACGGUUGGUUAUCACCAUGUCCGCUUCGCUAUGAAUCGACACUUUCUCGGUCCGCCAAACGGCUUGCCACUUCAUCAGCUCAGAGCUAAGAACACAUCCAUUACUCCCCUCCGCUGGAGAGAAAAAUGGUCAGCCAGGAUACUCGAAGACGAGCUAUUCCUAUCAGUUACGCGGCCGGUCUAUGGGAACGAUCAAGAACUGCGAGACGCUAUUGACAAGGGCCGGUACUCUAUCUGUGGCCACGUCGACAUGGCAAUGCGAUUCAUAAAGAUAAAAGAUGGGAAGCGGAAGCUGACAAGGGCGUGUUGGCUUAUCACCGUCACUUCGUAUCAUCGGCUUGGAAGUGGCCGCUCGCCAUUGGAUGUUAAAUGGCACGCGUUCGCAACACGCGGGAUAAGGGACCUUCGAACGACUCCACGGGACAUGGCUAGGUAUCCCCAAGGCACGGUGAGGGAAGUGUGGAAGGAGGGCGAGAAGCCUUAGGCUUCUAUCGACCCGCCCCAAUGGAGAUGGCCAAUUGGGUGGUACUAGAGCACGUUUGUUUACACGCACAAGUCACUACGAUAUUGUAAGUGCUAUCUAAUUGAAAAGGCCAGCGCACGAUCAGGUUUCAAGUACGGGUACCACUUGAACUAUUGUGAAAAAAUGGGGUAUGUACAUGUCCUAACAGACCUUUCUACAGUCCAACCCCUGACAAUUCUUGGCGUAUUACUCUUCGAAUAAGUAAUUAGUACGUUUAAAUAUCGCCAAGUAAUGUAUGUAUACUUGGUGAAGGAAUUCGAAGAAUAGAGAUAGGCCUCAAGGAGUCUAUAUUAGGGGCUUUAAAUAUAUCCCCUCCCUUUAGUAAAAAACACCCAGGGCGAACCGUAAAG
Molecule: messenger RNA, 1139 nt
Organism: Lasiosphaeria miniovina
Lineage: Eukaryota; Fungi; Ascomycota; Sordariomycetes; Sordariales; Lasiosphaeriaceae
Exons: 6
Coding region: 1-750 (249 amino acids)
Source: RefSeq, a predicted model, not a curated record